UGCGAAAGAGACACACGGAAAGAGACGAAGCUUUACUCAAUGUUGCCCCCCCUAUUCAAUAUGGCUGUCGUAUCUGCUCUUUUCAGUAACGCUCCGAUUGGAGAUUGACUCGACUCUGCAUGACUUGGUGCCUCUCUGUAUUGCUUGUUUCAUCGUGAUUUUUGUUAAUAAGUUGUUGUGCAUCUCCAAACAACCCUUAUUUCGUUUCUUAACCAGCCUCAUCUUAGGCAUUGCGUUGGGCCUUUACCCCUAAACAGCCAGCUGCCAACAGUCCGAAUUAAUCAACAAUUUCCAAUGGUUUGAGUAACGUUACACUUUUCGCUCUUUCUUCUUAAUGAACAAUGUGUGAAAACUGCGCCGAGCUGGUGGAGGUUUUAAAUGAAAUCUCGGAUGCAGAUAGCACUGAUGGCCUACAGCUGAAGAAGGAGCAUGCCUUAAGAGUCUUCAACUACAUAAGCUCAUGGACACAGAGGCAAUGUCUGUGCUGCUUCAAGGAGUACAAACACCUGGAGGUGUUCAACCAGCUGGUCUACGCCCUCAUCAACCUGGUCAUCGCCCAGGUGACCAGCCUACGGGACCGCCUCUGCACUGGCAGCGGCGUCAGAGGAGACGGCGGCGGCAGCAACAUCACCGGCGGUAACCCUGGCGGAGACGGGGCGGAGUCAGACUGGGGAGGCGGGGCUUGUAACCAACCCCGCCCCCAGGCCUCGCCCAUCGAGGACGAGCCGCUGAACGUGGAGAGGGACUCGGCGGAGGAGGACGGCGGCGGAUCGGAACCGCUCGGAAAGAACCAGAACCAGGAGCCGCAGGGGAGGUCGGAGAACCCCAGGCUCGGCGAGGGGUCGGUGGGGAGUGGCGGUGCGGAGAACCAGGACCCCUUUGGAUCCUGGACCACGGAGGACCGGGAGAAGCUGCUGCUGUGUGUCGCCAAGAUAUUUCAGAUCCAGUUCCCCCUCUACACCGCCUACAAACACAACACACACCCCACUAUAGAGGACAUUUCAGCUCAAGAAAGCAAUAUCCUGGGCUCCUUCUGCGACAUGAACGACGUGGAGGUGCCCCUGCACCUGCUGCGCUACGUGUGCCUGUUCUGUGGGAAGCACGGUCUGGCGCUGAUGAAGGACUGCUUCGAGGCGGGCACGCCAGAGUCCCUCCCUUUCCCCCUCGCCCACGCCUUCAUCACAAUCGUCUCCAACAUCAGAAUAUGGUUGCACAUUCCCGCUGUAAUGCAGCACAUCAUCCCUUUCCGCACACAUGUAAUCAGGUAUCUGUGCAAGCUGUCGGACCAGGAGCUGCGGCAGAGCGCGGCGCGCAACAUGGCCGACCUGAUGUGGAGCACGGUGAAGGAGCCGCUGGACAGCGCGCUGUGCUUCGACAAGGAGAGCCUGGACCUGGCCUUCAAGUACUUCAUGUCGCCCACGCUCACCAUGCGGCUCGCCGGCCUCAGCCAGAUCACGAAUCAGCUUCACGCCUUCAACGACGUCUGCAACAACGAGUCGCUGGUGUCGGACACAGAGACGUCAAUAGCCAAGGAGCUGGCCGACUGGCUUAUAAAUAACAAUGUAGUGGAACACAUAUUUGGACCAAAUUUGCACAUUGAGAUCAUCAAGCAGUGCCAAGUGAUCCUGAACUUUCUGGCUGCGGAGGGUCGUCUCAGCACCCAGCACGUGGACUGCAUCUGGGCCGGCGCUCAGCUGAAACACUGCAGCCGGUAUGUCCACGACCUGUUCCCCUCCCUCAUUAAGAACCUGGACCCAGUGCCUCUCAGGCAUGUGCUCAACCUGGUGUCUGGACUGCACCCCAGCGCACACACAGAACAGACUCUAUACUUGGCCUCCAUGCUGAUCAAGGCCCUGUGGAACAACGCCCUGGCAGCCAAGGCCCAGCUCUCUAAGCAGAGCUCCUUCGCAUCGCUGCUUAACACCAACCUCCCCAUGGGCAACAAGAAGGGAUCCCCUGCUGCAAGCCCUGAGAGCAGCGACAACAGCGACACGCACCACAGCGGCGGCAGCGACCUGGAGAUGGACGAGCAGAUCAUGAGCGGCAGCAAGAGAGGCCAGCAGAGGCUGUCUGACACAGAGGAGUCUCUGCAGGGCAGUUCAGACGAGACGGCCAACAGUGGUGAGGAGGGCAGCAGCGGGCCGGACAGCAGCAGCGGCCGCUCGGAGGCCUCCAGCAACGAGGAGGCGGGCUCCAGCCACGCCAGCCAAUCGGCCGGCAGCCCGGGCUCCGAGCUGCACUCGGACGACAUGGCCGACAGCGAGGCGCUCAAGGAGGAGGAAGAGGAGGAGGAGGAAGAGGAGGAGGAAGACGACGACGAAGAAGAUGACGACGACGACGAAGAGGACGAGGAGGAGGAGACAACGACGACUGUGGCAACAGCGGCGAGGCCCAGCGGUUUGGCGUCCGUGUCGUCGGUGGUCUCCGCGACGACGGACGGAGUGCCACAGAAGGAGACGCGAGAGGCCCCAGCCGCGGCGGUCGCGUCAACCUCGGCGGCGUCUUCGUCGGAACUGAGAAAGAGGAAGGCGGGCGAGCCGCUGGACGAGAUCCAGCCCCCGCCCGAGCGCCCUGGCAUGGGAGUGGGCAUCGGCGCGGCAACCACAAGCAGCAGUGGCCUGGCGUCCAUCUCGUCCUCCUCCGCUGCCACCACCGCUCUGCCCGGCCCUGCGCCACCCAAAACCAAACCCCUCCCCUUCACCUCUGACCCCUCCUCCUCCUCCUCCGCUGCUGCGUCCGUUUCCGUCAUGGCCGCCGCCGUGGCGUCCACUUCCUCCUCUUCCUCCUCUGCUGCUGCUGCGGUGGCCUCGUCCUCCAUGAGGAUGCUGGACCCCUGCACCUCCUCCUCUUCAUCCUCCUCCACGUGCUUGGAUCCCAUGGCUGAUCAUCAUCAUCAGCAGCAGCAACAACAACAACAACAGCAACAGCAACAACAACAACAACAGCAGCAUCAGGCUCAGCAGCUGGCUCCCCAGUCCCAGCCACAGCCCCAGACCUCGCAGCAGCAGCAGCAGCAGCAGGGGCCGCUGGGUCCAGAGAUGGGUCCCCUGCACGGGCCCCCGGCUCCCGGUCCCGGUCCGCAAGGUCCAGGCCACCAGGACGGUCCGGGCUGCCUGCCGCACCCGCGCGCCGGGGACUUCCUGGGCGAGGCCAUGGGGAACGAGCUGUUCAACUGCCGCCGCUUCAUCAACCCCCAGCACCACCAUCACCACCACCACCACCAUCACCACCACCACCAUCACGAGGGUCACGUGAUGGAGGACAUGCUGAGCGCGGACGACGUGAGCUGCAGCAGCUCGCAGGUGAGCGCCAAGUCGGAGAAGAACAUGGCGGACUUUGACGGCGAGGAGUCGGGCUGCGAGGAGGAGCUGGUGCAGAUCAACUCGCACGCCGAGCUCAGCUCACACCUGCAGCAGCACCUGCCCAACCUGGCCUCCAUCUACCACGAGCACCUGGUGCAAGGCCCUUCCGUUCACAAGCACCAGUAUUCCAGCCAUGCUGUCACCGAUAUCAACCUGGACAACGUGUGCAAGAAAGGCAACACUCUGCUGUGGGACCUGGUGCAGGACGAAGAUGCGAUCCACCUAUCAGAGGGCCUGAUUGGCGAGGCGGAGAAGUUGCUGUGUUCGCUGGUGUGCUGGUUCACCGACCGUCAGAUCCGCAUGCGCUUCAUCGAGGGCUGCCUGGAGAACCUCGCCAACCACCGGUCGGUGGUGGUCUCCUUGCGUCUGCUGCCCAAGCUGUUUGGGACCUUUCAACAGUUCGGCUCCAGCUACGACACCCACUGGAUCACCAUGUGGGCGGAGAAGGAGCUGCACAUGAUGAAGUUGUUCUUUGAGAACCUGCUGCACUACAUCCAGGAAGUGAGGGAGAAACGGCACAAGUUUGCUCUGUACAGCCACAGUGCGGAGGUGCAGGUGCGUCUGCAGUUCCUCACCUGUGUGUUCUCCACACUGGGCUCCCCAGACCACUUCAGGCUGAGUCUGGAGCAGGUGGACAUCCUGUGGCACUGUCUGGUGGAGGACUCUGAGUGCUACGACGACGCCCUCCACUGGUUCCUCAACCAGGUGCGCAGCAAAGACCAGCACGCCAUGGGCAUGGAGACCUACAAGCACCUCUUCCUGGAGAAGAUGCCCAAGCUGAAGCCAGAGACCAUCAGCAUGACUGGUCUAAACCUGUUCCAGCACCUGUGCAAUCUGGCCCGCCUGGCCACCAGCACCUACGACAGCGGCCCCAACUGCGAGCUGUGUGGAAUGGACCAGCUGUGGGGUAUCGCCUUGAGAGCCCAGUCUGCGGACAUUAGCCGCGCCGCCAUCCAGUACAUCAACUCCUACUACAUCAACGGUAAGGCUGGGCUGGAGAAGGAGCAGGAGUUCAUCAGUAAGUGCAUGGAGUCUCUGCUUAUGGCCUCGGCCAACCUGGAGAAGGACGCCCAGUCCAGCCUCACAGUCAUCGAGAGGGGCCUGCUCAUGCUCAAGACUCACCUGGAGGCCUUCAGACGCAGGUUUGCAUACCACCUGAGGCAGUGGCAGAUCGAGGGCACCGGCAUCUCCAGCCACCUGAAGGCCCUGAGCGAGAAGCAGUCGCUGCCGCUCCGCAUCGUGUGCCAGCCCGCCGGUCUGCCCGAUAAGGUAUGCCGACGGCCUCACCUUCGUCCUCGCUCCUCCUCCUCCUCUUCCUCCCUGAUGUGUGGUUGUGUCUUUCUCGGCCUUGUCCAGGGCACCAACCUCAUCCAGCGCCUCAUCAAUGUAACAUACACGUAUGACAACUUGGCUCACAGGGUUCUGAAGGCUCAAUCUGAUCACAGAUCACGUCACGAAGUGACUCACUACUCCAUGUGGUUGCUGGUGAGCUGGGCUCACUGCUGCUCCACGGUCAAGUCCAGCCUGGCCGACAGUGACCACCUGCACGACUGGCUCAAGAAGCUGACGCUGCUCAUCCCCGAGGCUGCGGUGCGGCACGAGGCGUGUAAUGGCCUCUAUAAGCUCUCUCUCUGUGGGCUGGAGGGGGGUGAGAGCAUCAACAGGUCCUUCCUGCUGCUCGCCGCCUCCACGCUGCUCAAGUUCCUGCCCGACGCACAGGCACUCAAGCCACUCAAGGUGGAGGACUAUGAGGAGGAGCCCUUGCUGAGGACGGGCUGCAAGGAGUACUUUUGGCUGCUGUGCAAACUCAUCGACAACAUCCACGUCAAGGAUGCCAGCCAGACGACUUUGUUGGACCUUGAUGCUUUGGCCAGGCACCUUGCGGACUGCAUUCGCAGCCGUGAGAUCCUGGACCAGCAGGACGGCGCGGUGGAGGACGACGGCCUGACCGGGCUGCUGCGGCUGGCCACCAGCGUGCUCAAGCACAAGCCGCCGUUCAAGUUCUCGCGCGAGGGCCAGGAGUUCCUGCGCGACACGCAUGACCUGCUCUUCCUGCUGCCCAGCCUCAAGGACCGGCGGCAGCCCAAGUGCAAGUCGCACGCCGCCCGCGCCGCCGCCUACGACCUGCUGGUGGAGAUGGUCAAGGGCUCGCUGGACAACUACCGGCUGCUGCACAACUGGGUCAUGUCUCAGCACAUGCAGGCCUCUCACGCCCCCUAUAAGUGGGACUACUGGCCCCAUGACGACGUGCGGGCGGAGUGCCGCUUCGUGGGCCUCACCAACCUGGGCGCCACCUGCUACCUGGCCUCCACCAUCCAGCAGCUCUACAUGAUCCCCGAGGCCCGGCAAGCCGUCUUCACUGCCAAGUACUCUGAGGAGAUCAAGCACAAGACCACCUUACUGGAGCUUCAGAAGAUGUUCACCUAUCUCAUGGAGAGCGAGAGGAAGGCCUAUAACCCGCGGCCAUUCUGUAAGACCUACACCAUGGACAAACAGCCCCUCAACACGGGCGAGCAGAAAGACAUGACCGAGUUCUUCACCGACCUCAUCACCAAGAUCGAGGAGAUGUCGCAGGACUUGAAAAACACAGUGAAGACACUUUUUGGUGGGGUCAUCACAAACAAUGUGGUGUCAUUGGAUUGUGACCAUGUGAGUCAGACGGCAGAGGAGUUCUACACAGUCAGGUGUCAGGUGGCCGACAUGAAGAACAUCUAUGAGUCUCUGGAUGAGGUGACCAUCAAGGACACACUGGAGGGGGACAACAUGUACACCUGCUCCCAGUGCGGCAAGAAAGUCAGGGCGGAGAAGAGGGCGUGCUUCAAGAAGCUCCCGCGCAUCCUGAGCUUCAACACCAUGCGCUACACCUUCAACAUGGUCACCAUGAUGAAGGAAAAGGUCAACACACAUUUCUCCUUCCCGCUGCGCCUGGACAUGACGCCCUACACCGAGGACUUCCUCAUGGCCAAGGGGGACAGGAAGGAAGGUUUCCGUGACGACGGUGAGGCGAAGGCGACGGAGAGCUACGAGUACGAUCUGAUUGGCGUGACUGUGCACACGGGCACGGCGGAUGGCGGCCAUUACUACAGCUUCAUCAGGGACAUCAUCAACCCCCACGCCUACAAAAACAACAAGUGGUAUCUGUUUAACGACGCAGAGGUGAAGCCCUUUGACUCGGCCCAGCUGGCGUCGGAAUGUUUCGGUGGGGAGAUGACGACAAAAACAUACGACUCAGUCACUGACAAGUUCAUGGAUUUCUCCUUUGAAAAGACCCAUAGUGCCUAUAUGUUAUUUUAUAAGCGAGUGGAGCCGGAAGAGGAGUACGGGAAGGACUUUAAUUUUGACGUCUCUCCCGACCUGCUGGAGUGGAUCUGGCAUGACAACAUGCAGUUUCUCCAGGACAAGAAUAUUUUUGAGCACACUUACUUUGGGUUUAUGUGGCAGCUGUGCAGCAGCAUCCCCAGCACUUUACCGGACCCCAAAGCCAUCUCUCUCAUGACCGCUAAGCUCAGCACUUCGUUUGUGUUGGAGACUUUUAUCCACUCCAAAGAGAAGCCUACCAUGCUGCAGUGGAUUGAGCUCUUAACCAAACAGUUUAACAACAGCCAGGCGGCCUGUGAGUGGUUCCUGGAUCGGAUGGCUGAUGACAACUGGUGGCCAAUGCAGAUUCUCAUCAAAUGUCCCAAUCAGAUUGUACGGCAGAUGUUCCAGCGGCUUUGUAUUCACGUCAUCCAGAGACUGCGGCCUGUCCAUGCCCACCUCUAUCUGCAGCCUGGCAUGGAGGACGGCUCGGACGAUAUGGACGGUCCAGUGGAGGACAUCGGUAGUCGGUCGUGUGUGACACGCUUCGUGAAGACGCUGCUGUCCAUCAUGGAGCAUGGUGUGAAGCCGCACAGCAAACACCUGACCGAGUACUUCGCCUUUCUCUACGAGUUCGCCAAGAUGGGCGAGGAGGAGAGUCAGUUUCUCCUGUCUCUUCAAGCCAUCUCCAUUAUGGUGCAUUUCUACAUGGGCACUAAGGGCCCUGAGAAUCCGCAGGUGGAAGUGCUGUCGGAGGAGGAAGGCGAGGAGGAGGAUGAGGAAGAGGACAUUCUGUCUCUGGCUGAGGAGAAGUAUCGCCCGGCGGCACUGGAGAAGAUGAUUGCACUCAUCGCCCUGCUGGUGGAGCAGUCCCGCUCUGAGAGGCACCUGACGCUGUCUCAGAGCGACAUGGCUGCGCUGACGGGAGGGAAAGGAUUCCCCUUCCUCUUCCAGCACAUCCGCGACGGCAUCAACAUCCGCCAGACCUGCAACCUCAUCUUCAGCCUCUGCCGCUACAACAACCGCCUCGCUGAACACAUCGUCUCUAUGCUCUUCACUUCUAUUGCCAAGCUCACUCCAGAGGCGGCAAACCCCUUCUUUAAGCUGUUGACCAUGCUGAUGGAGUUUGCUGGGGGUCCUCCCGGCAUGCCCUCGUUCGCCUCCUACAUUCUGCAGCGGAUCUGGGAGGUGAUUGAGUACAACCCGUCUCAGUGUCUGGACUGGCUGGCGGUGCAGACGCCACGGAACAAGAUGGCCCACAGCUGGGUGCUGCAGAACAUGGAGAACUGGGUCGAGCGCUUCCUGCUGGCCCAUAACUACCCUCGCGUCCGCUCAGCGGCGGCGUACCUACUGGUGUCGCUCAUCCCCAGCAACUCGUUCCGGCAGAUGUUCCGCACCACGCGCUCGCUGCACCUGCCCACGCGCGACCUGCCGCUGAGCCCGGACACGGCGGCGGUGCUGCACCAGGUGUACCAGCUGCUGCUGGGCCUGCUGGGCCGCGCCAAGCUCUACGUGGACGUGGCCGUGCACGGCACCACCAAGCUGGUGCAGUACUUCAGCUUCCUCACCUACUGCCUCAUCUCCAAGACCGAGAAGCUCAUGUUCUCCAGCUACUUCAUGGACCUGUGGAACCUCUUCCAGCCCAAACUGUCUGAGCCUGCCAUCGCCACCAACCACAACAAGCAGGCGCUGCUGUCCUUCUGGUACAACGCCUGUGUGGACUGCCCAGAGAACGUGCGCCUGAUCGUCCAGAACCCGGCCGUCACCAAGAACAUCGCCUUCAACUACAUUCUGGCGGACCACGACGACCAGGAGGUGGUGCUGUUCAACCGCGGCAUGCUGCCUGCCUACUACGGCAUCCUGCGCCUGUGCUGCGAGCCUUCGGCCGCCUUCACGCGCCAGCUGGCCUCGCACCAGAACAUCCAGUGGGCCUUCAAGAACCUCACGCCGCACGCCAGCCAGUACCCCGGGGUGGGUGUCUUGUUUAACUUGAUGCAGCUGUUUGUGGCCCAGCGGCCGGACAUGCGUGACGAGGAGCUGGAGGACAUCAAGCAGUUCAAGAAGACCACCAUCAGCUGCUACCUGCGGUGCCUGGACGGACGCUCCUGUUGGACUACGCUCAUCAGGUGUGCACACACACACACGGAAACUAUCAGCUGCUGCGCACACACACACACACACACACACACACACGGAAACUAUCAGCUGCUGCACACUAGAGGUACGGGAGUAAAUUUCACUGUUGUCAAGUUACUAUUUGAUGCCAAGUUAAUAAUCUCCUUUCUUUCUUUCUUUCUUUCUUUCUCUCUUUCUCUCUUUCCCACAGACGUGCUGAAGGAGCUGGUGCUUCUUAGCCCUCAUGACUUCCUUCUCACCCUCGUCCCUUUCCUGCAGCACAACCACUGCACCUAUCACCACAGCAAUAUCCCCAUGUCUUUUGGGCCGUAUCUGCCCUGCAGAGAGAACAUGAAGCUGAUGGGAGGAAAGAACAACAUCAGACCCCCCCGACCCGAACUCAACAUGUGCCUACUGCCCUCUAUGGUGGAAACCAGGCAAGGUGGUAAAGAUGAAGUUUACGACAGGAUGCUUCUGGACUACUUCCUCUCCUACCACCAGUUUAUCCACCUGCUGUGUCGUGUGGCCAUCAACUGCGAGAAGUUCACAGAGACGUUGGUCAAACUGAGUGUGUUGAUCGCAUAUGAAGGGUUACCUCUCCACCUGGCUCUCUUCCCCAAGCUGUGGACUGAACUCGCUCAGUCCCAGUCGGCGCUGGCUAAGACGUGUGUGAAGUUGCUGUGUGAGGACCCUGCGUUUGGCGAGUACCUCAAGUGCAUCCUGGUGGACGAGCGGACCUUCCUCAACAACAACAUGGCCUACUCCUUCCUCUCCUGUUUUCUGCACAAGGUUCAGUCCCAGGUGCUGUCUGGUCCAAGCUGCUCCAACCUCAUCAACAUCCUGGUCACCAACCUGCUCAACGAGUACCACAGCCUGCAGCCCGAACUGGCCAAUCACAGACCAGAAAUCAGCAAGACCAGCGGCCUGCUCAACUCUGAGCUGCGGGCGCUGGUGCUGAUGCUGGCGGUCCACUCCCCCCAGCAGCUGGAGCCGGCGCUGGGCCCUGCCCUGCAGGAGCUGCUGACCACGUGCCGCGCCUGUCUGCAGCACCGCACCGCCCUGCUGGAGCUGGAGGCCAAGGAGCGCAAGAGCAAAGCGGACGAUGAGGGGGCGACCCCUGUGAAGCGGCGGCGGGUCAGCAGCGGAGAUGACCACCCGGGCGAGGGCACCAGCUCUUCCAUGCCCUCCGGCUGCCCGUCCACCUCUGCCACCGCAGCCUCCUCCUCCUCCUCCUCCGCCGCCUCUUCCUCAUUGGCUCCCGGCGCCGAGACGAAGGCGGAGCCGGCGGAGGUCCCGCCCCGCUCGCCCGGCAGCCCCUCGGACACGGAGACGCGCGACUCGUCGCUCAUCGACCCGGGCACGGAGCACGAGCCGCCCUCGCCGGACGGCGCCUCGCCCAAGGAGGAGAAGAUGGACGCGCCGCUGCAGUCCUCCUCGUCCUCUUCCUCCUCCUCCUCCUCGUCUUCGUCGUCCUCGUCCUCCUCGCUGCCCGAGGGCUUCGGGGCGCAGGACGAGCCCAUGGUGCAGCAGCAGCAGACGGCCGCGACUGGUCCCAGAACAGUGGAACUCAGAGGAGGAGGAGGAGGGGGGGAGAGAGAUGAAGAAGGGAUGGAAGAGGAGCAGCGGAGGAAGGACGUAGCAAUGAGGGACGAGGGAGCGAAGGAGGAGACAGAGGACGGCUGCAAGACUCUAGGAGGCGGCGUUGACGCCGCCGCUGCCACAACAAUGGCCUCCGUUGCUACCGCAAGCGCAGCCUCUUCCUCCUCUUCGUCCUCCUCUUCCUCGGCGUCCCAAGACGACGCGGCGCUGCUGUUGUCGGGCCCGUCGGAGGCGGCGGCAGCAGCGGCGACUGCGGCGGCUGCGCUGUGGGGUCCGGGGAGCGGGGGCCCGACGGACGCGCUGGACACACUCUACCGGACCGUGGAGGCCGCCAUCGCCGCUGUGGCCAAGGCGAGCGCCACCACCAAGGGAGCCCCGCCGCAGUCAUCUCCCUCGUGAUGUCACUUCCUCUGUUGUACUUCGCCGCCCAGGCCCACUCGCUUUCUUCCCGCACAAGACAAAACAGAGUGGACACUUGGAGUCCUUAAGCAAGGGCCGUCUAAUCAACAUUUCAGUUGCGCAUGCUUGACUUACAACCCCCUUCCUUCAUCCCUGAAAGGCAGUGAUCUGCAACUCAACCCUAAUCCUGUCAUUUUGCUUGCCCUCCCCCCCCACCCCCUCACUUGUUUUAUUUACCCCAACUGGUUUUGUUUUUUGUGGACUAAAGCCCCCCCCCCCUGUAGGAGUUUGCUGACGGAGAUCUUGAUUGACCUUGGGUCGCUGAACUUGCCUCUCUGCCAGCAGACGAAAAAAAAGGAGACUGGUCAGGCCCUGUGCUCCGUGGCCCUCUUUUGGAAGGGGGGGGGUCAGAAGAGUUCUGACGUGUACACACACACACACACACACACACACACACACACACACACACACGCGCGUUCAUUUCCAAAGCCGCCUGAGGGGAAAACGAAAAGAAACAAACAAC
This is a messenger RNA of Alosa sapidissima (American shad), 11295 nucleotides long. RefSeq names its product ubiquitin specific peptidase 34 (gene usp34). The record is from RefSeq and is a predicted model, not a curated record. Gene Ontology annotation, biological process: protein deubiquitination. Gene Ontology annotation, molecular function: cysteine-type deubiquitinase activity; cysteine-type endopeptidase activity. NCBI's taxonomy places the organism in Eukaryota, Metazoa, Chordata, Actinopteri, Clupeiformes, Clupeidae. Gene Ontology annotation, cellular component: nucleus; cytosol.